Messenger RNA from Kwoniella mangroviensis CBS 8507, 3189 nucleotides. RefSeq lists its product as uncharacterized. Bases 1 to 3189 code for a protein of 1062 amino acids. Gene Ontology annotation, molecular function: 3'-5'-RNA exonuclease activity; RNA binding. The transcript is spliced from 2 exons. The record is from RefSeq and is a predicted model, not a curated record. NCBI's taxonomy places the organism in Eukaryota, Fungi, Basidiomycota, Tremellomycetes, Tremellales, Cryptococcaceae.
AUGGCCUCGAUUCGUCUCAGACCAAGUAGAGGCUCAACAAGCUUUUUACGGCGGUCUAUACUCACUUCAGCUCGUCUAGCCGAAUCCCAAUUAUCGUCUGAUCAGUCCCCUUUUCCAUCCUCGUCAUCGUCAUCUUCAUCUUCCGAUCCGCAAGUCAGAAAUUCUAAAACAUUUGAAUUCCUCUAUGGACCCGAAUCGAACUGGCGUAAACCCAAGAUCCCAUCCAAACCACCCACUCCACCAAAGAAACGACCCAAAGUCGACCCGGAGGCAUACAAGAAUUUACCCCCGUUGGAAAAUGCCACCGCGAGAGAGAAAUUGAUCGACUUCAGUCUGGCAGAAGGACAGAGUAACGAACGCAGAGCAUACUUUGCCAACGACAUUGAAAGUGAGCUGGGUGAAGAUUGGUCCAACCUUGAGAUUGUUGAGGGGGAAAUGGGUUUGGAAAGUGGACGGGUCGUGGAGUGCAGAAGAUCUGGUCAUACAACUAUAGGUUUGAUUCUCGCCUCGAUCACUCUAUCUGGUAAACCUCGAUUACUUCUCCUUCGGUCCUCAGGGGAAAUCUGGCCGGUAUCAUCCCACGAUGUCCAAUUCGUCAUGCCCUCUUCUCUCAUCUCACCCUCACUCGCUUCACAAUGUUGGUCUCCUGAAUUGCUCGAAUUGCUCUCCCAGAUCGAUACCAAGUCAGGUUUAGCCGAAGAGAACGACUCGGUCCAACCUACGCCUGAGAUGUUAUCCGCUCGGAGAAAGGUAGCGAUGAUCCUUAGAAAGAUACAUAGGGAGACUGAGAAGAUGUGUGGGAGGUUGAUGGCUGGCUCCUUCAGGCCUGAUGAUGGUCAUAGAAGUGGUGGACAAGUAGGAGGUAUAGAAUCAGUUUGGGCAAAUUGGACAACGGAAGAAAGCGGUAAUGAAAGAAAGAGUAUAACAGCUGUUCAAGCUGCUGAAUUUAUUCUAAACCCCGCAAAAAAGCAUUCACAAGAGGAGAAUAAGAAGAUCGAAGUAAGACCUAAUACUUUACCUGCAUAUGCCGCUCAUGUGUUGUUGAUGAGACGACCAGAUCUAUUUACGGCUGAUCAAGGGGAUAUGUGGCAAUCUGGUACGUUCCUCGUCCGAUCACGAAAGGAGAGAAGUCUUUUAGAUGGUGUACAGAAAGAUAUAGAUGAAUCGAUGAAUUCUGGUAAUACUCGAUCAACAGAUGAGGCUUUGCUGUCAUUCGUAGAAAAAGCUAAAGUGGUAGUGGAAAAAUCACGAAAACUUAGAGAAGAUAGUGAAGGAGGAGAAUUAGUCGAGCUGAGUCAAGUUGAUUUACCAGAAUGGACAGAUAAGGAUAAAGAAUAUAUAUCAAUCUUAUUGUCGCCCUUGACAGAAACACGGUCAACCCAGAUGCCAUCUUCUCUUCCCCUCGCCUUGUCUAUCAUCCGACUGAUUUUCCCUUCUUCAAAUGAAAUCGUCGAUAGAGGUACGCUAGCAAGACUGUUAUUGGAUCUAGGCGUGAUCGUUCCAUGGGAUUCACUGGAAUUAUCGAAAAUCACCGAAUCGGAGAAUCGAUCUAUGAUCAUGUCUUCUAUACCUACUGGAACGAAUUUAGGCGAGGGCGAGCUCAUGAAAGGGAAUGAACUAGAUUCGUUGAGAGAAGAUUUCACUUCGCAUAAGGUGUUCGUCAUUGAUGAUCCAACUGCUUCUGAAUUAGAUGAUGGAAUAUCACUGGAAAGGAUACAAGACUCGGAUGAUGUCUGGGUUCAUGUUCAUAUAGCCGAUCCUACAAGAUUCAUACCUCCUAAUCACCCAUUGGCGAAACAAGCUUCGGUCAGAGGAAGUUCGACGUAUUUACCUGAGGGAAACAAACCCCUCUUCCCCCUGGAUGUGAUCAUGAAGGAAUUAUCACUUGGUGCGGAAGUAUCAGACAACAAUGGUGCUCAGGGGACGUUGACUUUCUCUGCCAAGAUGAAUAGGAAAGGUGAAGUUGACGAAACGAAGGUGAGAUUGGGAUGGAUCAAGAAACCUAAAGUGAUAACGUAUCAAGCUGUAGAUCAAGCUCUUGGUUUACCUAUUUACAAAUCUACCAGACCAUUCGGUGGUCCAGUCAAAUCUCCAUCCGAUACUCGCAAAAUGGAUAUCGAACAGACCGAUCUAGACGAUAUCAGAACUCUCUAUGAGAUUGCCAAAGCCCAUCGAGUGAGGAGGUAUGCUAGAGCAGGAUUAGAAUGGAACUUGCCUUCUGCUAGUAUCAACCUUUUGAACAAACCUUUCUCGCCUCCAACAAAUCUCUUUGACUCUUCGAAUAUACCUUCCACACCUAGAUUGUUCAGUGGCUCUUUAGACAUUGAUUAUAAAGUAUCAUCAUCCAGCACCGGAGGGAUGAACGCCGCGGGUCUGGUAGCUGAAUAUAUGAUUAUGGCGGGUCGACUCUCAGCUGCAUUUUGUUCUUCACGUAAUAUCCCAGUGAUAUAUCGAGGAUCAUUCGCACCUCGUCCUCUAUCCUCUGAAGUGGGUACGUUGGAAGAUCUAUUGAACUCCCGCCAGGAGGGGACAGGUCAAAUUGAUGCGUUUAGAUUGAUGGAUCCUGCCUGGUACAGAACACCAGGAUAUGUCGAUACCAAACCUGUUCCUCAUUGGAUAAUGGGAUUUGACGAUCCUUCUUCGCCCGUUGGAUAUAUCAGAGCUACUUCUCCUCUGAGACGAUUUGACGAUUAUCUAGUACAUUGGCAGAUCAAGUCUCACCUGGCAAGAGAAGCUAAUAUCGGAAAGAGGGAAUUGGAAAAAGGAUAUUCUAAAGAGGAAGUAAUAGGUCUGAUCAAACGGUCGGAUGAAGGUUUGAAAAGAGCUAAGAGAGCUGGUAUAAAUGCGAAUAAGUACUGGCAAGCUAGAGUAUUACAAAAGUAUCUACAAUCGCAAGAGAAAGUCUCACGUGGCUUUAGACUGCCAGAAGGAUGGGAGAUGAAUGAAGAUGAGAAAUUACCUGAAGAUGGAAUUUUCACUGCGAGAAUUGCAGGAUCGACUGAUUCUGUUCCAUCACUCAAUGCUGAAGCAACGCCUAUAAUCAUUGAGCAGUUGGGAUUACAAGCUUAUUUAAAUCAUCGAGUCCUUGGAAAUAAGGAGGGAUGGAAAAUCGGUGAAGAAGUGAGAUGUAAGAUUAGAGAUGUUCAGGAUUGGCCUAAUCCAAUGAUCAAUUUUGAUCUUGUGGAUUAA